Messenger RNA from Dermacentor silvarum, 852 nucleotides. RefSeq lists its product as uncharacterized. Lineage: Eukaryota; Metazoa; Arthropoda; Arachnida; Ixodida; Ixodidae. The record is from RefSeq and is a predicted model, not a curated record. Bases 80 to 790 code for a protein of 236 amino acids. The transcript has 10 exons.
AAGCAGCCGCGGUUACGCAGACGAAUUGGCAGUCUCACUAGAGAAAUUGCGCCUUUUCCCGUAUAGGCUGAUCCAAGCCAUGAACUUCGCUCAAAUAUUCCUCGUGGUCUGUCUCUUGACUGCCUCGUGCAGCUUUCGGGCUUGUCACGGCGAAACCAAGCCGGAAGCUCGAAACGAUGGCACGACCGCAACCACAGGGACAGAAAGCGAAUACAACGAGGACAACUGUAUAGAGAUCACGCUCCCAAACAUUCUCCAGAUUGAUGAGUGCCUUGGAGAUAACCUCAACCUCUGCAAGGGAAAGACAACUCUCACUGAAGGCGUCUUAUCUUUGGCAAACUGCACCGUUAGCGGCGUUGUUAGGAACUUGAGUCUAGUAAAAGCCCUGGUCACCGUGAAAGAUCUGCUGGUGGCCCUCCUCGGCAAACUCGUGCCAAGCUUGGGCACAGUAUUGAAUGGAUUGGACCUGCUUUCUCCGCUUGCAAGCAAAGAUAUUAAGGACAACGUCUGCUACGGAGAUAUAAAAAUUACCGUUCCUAACAGCCUUGGAAAAUGCGUCGACGAUACGCUCAAGCUUUGCAAAAAUGGAACGACAAUUGACACUUCCAUUGUAGAAUCCCUUGUCAAGACAGUUGGGUGCAUCGUCAAGGACUUGUUCACCACCCCACCAGACCAGACAGUCAGCAACCUUUUGUGCGAUAUUGCGAGAACUCUGUCGGUCGUUCUUGGAAAAGUUCCUGGCGGCGGCAUUCUAAGCAAACCAGUAACUCAAAUCUGCGAGUCGAAGUAGCCUCUGCAUGCUACAGCUAACCCACCUUCACACUGAUCCCGCCAAUAAAAGAAGGAAACAAA